AUGAAUACAGUCAUUAACUGAUUUUUUUCUUUAAUAAAUAAGCAUAAAGAUUUAUGUACAAUUCUAUUCUUCAAUGAUUUGCUUGUUCUGAUGUACUUAUAAAAUUUAGUGCGAACCACUUACCGGAAAUUGAGCAGCCGACAUUUCGCAAGAAGUAAUACAUGCCUGCACUGACUUUUAAAAUCCUUAAGUCCAUGCGACAGAGCCUUAACCUGUAACUACGUUACGUACAACUGUUAUUAGUUUUCUUACAAAAACUAAACUAUUUCUCUACCACAUGGCUGCUUCUGGAAUUAUCACAAUAGAUGGAGGAGUUCUUGAAGGGGGAGGACAAAUCCUUCGGAAUGCUGCCACCUUAUCAUGUUUACUCGGCCAACCGAUAUCUGUGAACAACAUUCGAGCAGGACGAAAUAAUCCUGGCUUGAGACCACAGCAUCUGUCAGGGCUUCAGCUAAUAGCAGAGGUAUGUGGAGCCAAACUGAGUGGUGCCACUGUUGGCUCAACUGAGAUAAUGUUUCAGCCAGGCCAGAUAAAGGCAGGACAGUACACAGCAGACACUAAGACAGCAGGGAGUGUGUGCCUUAUGCUGCAAGUGGCUCUGCCAUGUGCAGCAUUUGCUAAUGGAGUUGUGACUGUGACUUUGUAUGGUGGCACUGAUACUGACAUGGCACCUCCAAUAGACCAUUACUGCUGUGUUUUUCGUCCAAUAGCUGAGAAAUUUGGCAUGAAAUUUGACUGCGUCGUCAGAAAAAGAGGAUAUUAUCCUAAAGGAGGAGGGGAGGUUGUCACGACUUCUCACCCAGUCAAAGUCUUAACUGCCAUAGACUUGACAAACAGGGGUUCUGUGACCCGAAUCUUUGGCAGGGCUUUUGUGGCAGGUGUCUUACCUAUCAAGGUUGCCCACAUUAUGGCACAAAGUGCUGAACGCUUGUUGAGGGAGGACCAUGCAGGACUUGCAAUAAAGAUCGAUGCACUGAAGGAACCAGAUGGCGCUGCUGUGGGCACAGGAACUGGCAUCAUACUUGUGGCAGAAACCAGCACUGGCUGUUUGCUUGCAGGUUCAGCUCUUGGCAAAAAAGGUGUGCCUGCUGAGAAAGUGGGUUUUGAUGCAGCGCAAAUGUUAUUAGACAACCUGAAACAUGGUGGAGCCGUGGAUGACUAUUUGCAAGACCAGCUAAUUCUCCUGAUGGCUUUGGCAAGUGGUAAAUCACAAAUGCUGUGUGGGCCAAUAACAUUGCACACAGAAACAGCCAUACACGUGGCCAAGCUGCUCACUCAGGCAACGUUCAAGAUCAAGAAAGUCACUGAAACCUCCAACAUUGUAGAGUGCGAGGGUAUAGGGCUUACAAACAGCCAUAUUUGAUCAUAUCAAUGCUGACACCUGUGUAGAUGAUUAUUGGAUUGUAAAAAUAAUAGCUGUGUACUAAGAGGUUUUGAUAUGAAUACUUUAAGAAAAUGUGUUUCAAAGCUUAUCUGUACACCAGCCUUGACUCUGACCUUUUUAUUGUCAGCUGCUGCUAACAUUUGAAUACAAACAUACAAGAUAUCCUUUGACAGUUGAUCGAUUGGGUAGAAGUGUAUUGGUAUUGUUUGGUUGCAAUGAAGUUAGUGUGUGUGGACACCAUAUUUUAGUUUCAGUUGAUGCUACGAGCUCCCCCAAUUCAAGGACAGGUGUGUGCAUCAUAAAUAAUCAUGGUUAUUAAAAGUCUGGGUAGAGAUUAUGUUUCAUGGGGCUGUGCUACCUUGUGAUUUCUAGGAUCCUAGGUGAUAGCAGCAGGUUAUGCAGUUCUGACAUGCUGCAUUGUCCUAGCACAGACUGCAUGGCUGACAUUCCAACAAUGUGACAUUCUCCUAGCACGGACUGCAUGACAUGUUUUCAUUCACACAGGACAGUUUGUGGAGGGAGAUUUGAAAAUAGUUUGCUCCUGUGACAUGCAGAAAAACUCCUGCAUUAAAGGACAAUCAACAUGC
Messenger RNA from Pomacea canaliculata, 1971 nucleotides. RefSeq names its product RNA 3'-terminal phosphate cyclase-like. Gene Ontology annotation, molecular function: RNA-3'-phosphate cyclase activity. Gene Ontology annotation, cellular component: nucleus. The coding region runs from base 278 to 1363 and encodes 361 amino acids. Lineage: Eukaryota; Metazoa; Mollusca; Gastropoda; Architaenioglossa; Ampullariidae. The record is from RefSeq and is a predicted model, not a curated record. Gene Ontology annotation, biological process: RNA processing. The transcript has 11 exons.